This is a messenger RNA of Serinus canaria (Common canary), 1834 nucleotides long. RefSeq lists its product as uncharacterized. The coding region runs from base 725 to 1834 and encodes 369 amino acids. The transcript has 5 exons. The record is from RefSeq and is a predicted model, not a curated record. Lineage: Eukaryota; Metazoa; Chordata; Aves; Passeriformes; Fringillidae.
GGCAGCGAGAGAGCAAACAUUGCCAGCCAGACUGCAGAGGAGAGGACCUUGGCGGCCAGGAGGCUCCGUGGAGAGGAGGUUCUGAAGGGAUGAAUCCUGAGCAGAGUGUAACCAGCACAUGAUGAAUUCUGUGAAUUCUCCUUUGUGGCACUGGUAAGGAGCAGGAAGAAGCACGGCAUCAGCUGAAGGAGGUUACCAGAGGCAUCCUCAGAUUCCUGGACAAGAAGAGCGCUGCAGAAAUGGGUGGUGAAUGCUCUAACACCAUUAGAGCCUACACAUCAUCCACAGCUGUAAUCUGGUUUUCCUCCCUGGCAGUCCCUGGGAGAGGGCUGGGAGCUGCCCUGCCCCGUGGUGCCUGGGGAUGGCCCCAGCCACACAAACCCCGUGUUCCAGUCAGCACUGGCUGCAAACAGUGUGUGAGGGCUGAAGCCUGGAAUGGGAGAGAUCCAUGUCCCUGACCCUGCUGGUGGCACUGAGGGACUGCUGCAGCUCUUCUGCACUGUCACCUCUGUGUGCUGGGACAGCCCCACAGUAGCUCUGACAGUGUUUCAUGCUCUGGUGUCCCAAUUACAAUGGAAAACUGGGGCAAGGAGGGUUUGUCUAGUCAUGAGUAAACCUUUACUAAGAUUUUUAUUGUCUUUUAAAUCAGUAACAAUGGAAACAGGCUAGGGCUCCAUUAAAUCUAAAAUUACUGAGGUAACCUUUUGCAUCUGUUCAUUUGAGGAUGAAGGGCAGAAGGCCAGGAAGACCAAACCAGAGGAGACCAGGUCACAAGACUGCAGCACUUGUCCUAUUUCCAUCAACCUCAGGUGACAUCUCAGAUCUCCAGCAAUGUCCUCGAGCAGGUCACCAGCUUUGCCUCAGGACCAUCACACCACCUGCCCUUGGCUACCACAUCCAGCCCACCCUGGACCUCAAGGAGCCAGCACUGAGCAUCAGGGGCUUAGAGAGCUUGCAGGACAGUUUAUCCUGUGAAUCCCUCUUAGGGUUGCAGAACAUUUUAGCUUACCUGUACGACCUGUACGUGUCCUGCAGCCACCUGAGGAGUGCGUUUGGAGACUGCUCAGGUGGGUGUGAGGGAGCUGCUGUCACCCUGCUCAGACUGGUGGGGGUUUGGAGACUGCUCAGGUGGGUGCGAGGGACUGCUGUCACCCUGCUCAGACUGGUGAGGGUUUGGAGACUGCUCAGGUGGGUGCGAGGGGACUGCUGUCACCCUGCUCAGACUGGUGAGGGUUCCCUUUGCUUUGCAUCCCGUGGAAAUCGCCGUGGCCUUUGCAGCCCUCUGUCACCGAUGCGGCUCCUCUGCCCAUGCCCGGGGGCUGUGCGGUCCCUGGGAGAUGUUCGGUCCCGCGGGAUUCUCGGUCUCCGGGGCUGUGCGGUGUCCGGAAGAUGUGCGGUCCCACAGGAUAUUCCAUCUCUGGGGUAUGUUCGGAGCCAUGGGGCUGUUCGGUCCCCGCGGGAUGUUCGGUCCCCAGAUGCUGUUCGGUCCCCAGAUGCUGUUCCGUCCCCAGAUGCUGUUCGGUCCCCGGGGGCUGUUCGGUCCCGGAUGCUGUUCGGUCCCCCAGAUGCUGUUCGGUCCCCGGGGGCUGUUCGGUCCCCGGGGGCUGUUCGGUCUCGGGGGAUGUUCGGUCCCCGGGGGCUGUUCGAUGCUGUUCGGUCCUCAGAUGCUGUUCGGUCCCCCGGGGGCUGUUCGGUCUCGGGGGCUGUUCGGUCCCCGGGGGCUGUUCGGUCCCCAGAUGCUGUUCGGUCCCCAGAUGCUGUUCAGUCCCCGGAUGCUGUUCAGUCCCCCGGGGGCUGUUCGGUCCCGGGGCCGCGCUCGGGGAGCCGGGGCUGA